Besnoitia besnoiti is the source of this 1815-nucleotide messenger RNA. RefSeq lists its product as uncharacterized. The transcript is spliced from 6 exons. The coding region runs from base 1 to 1815 and encodes 604 amino acids. Lineage: Eukaryota; Apicomplexa; Conoidasida; Eucoccidiorida; Sarcocystidae. The record is from RefSeq and is a predicted model, not a curated record.
AUGGACGUCGCUAAGGCAUAUAAGACAUCUCAGCCGCAGCCCUGCCACCAUGAACAAGCAUAUAACCGCGUAAUCGAUAACGAGGCUCUGCACUACCGGCACCCCUACGGAGCUCGGGCGCUCCCUCGCUUGAUAGGGCAGCUGCAGCGCGCCAAGACUAUUGGUCCAGCGAAGGUUUUGGAGGCACUGUCAGCCAUUAAAGGAAUCCUCUCUGACCAAGAAGACAAAUGGAAGGCUCUCAACUACGACAUUGUGGCAGCAGCGGCGCCUCUGCUGGACUUCAAUACUGAGCACCCAUUUGAAAGCAAGUUCCUCGGAGCGCGUCUUCGGCGGCAGCCAGUGACCGCACUUUCCUCUGAGUCUACAUGCUUGCGCGAACCGUCUGGGCAUGCUGAAGCAGCUGCAAACAGAGCGACCAGCAAUGGCAAGUCCAGACGCCGUCCUGACAACGAGCAGUCUGGUAUCCCAGCAACCACAGUCGGAAACUGUGACUCGGGGGAGACGGCAGAAGCGGACAGCGCCAUAUCCGCAGAACCCUUCCAGAAAAGGGUCACAGACGAAGCGAGCGGCGAUUUCUACAACGACAUCCGCUUUGGAAAGACCUGUUCGAUCGCUGGGCAUGAAAACCCUCAUUUACGGAUAGGCGUCGCCUGCUGCAGUGGGGCCUGCCCUCGCCGGUCUUCGUGUGGCGACUUCCUGAUUCAAGCUGCGGCAGCUGACGUCAUUGGGGGCGCCACAUUACUGCCAGCAGGGAGAAAAGCUGCAAAAGAGUCUGGGGCGAUUGAGCGUUUGGGCCAGAAGGUUCUGGUCACUCAGUCCGAACUGGUCAGACCCAGCGGGAGUGCCUCGCUGCAGCUCUUGAAGUUCUCUGUUGUCUCGCCCAGUGAGUGGCUUUGGGAGACGAUCGCCAGGUUGCUUGGCAAGUCAUGGACGCCAGUGAAGGAGCGUCGAGACUCCUCUGCGUCCUUUGCGCGACCGACGAAGGAAGAAAAACAGCCUCCGCCGCCGGGGUACAGAUUGCUCGUUUCUGUGCAGCAACGGAAGCGCCCUAGUUAUUUCGAACGUCAGUUCGUCUUGAGUCCACUAUACGGCCCCUCGUCUAUAACGGAUGUCGUCGGGAAAAUCCGCGCUGCAUUGGCAGAAGAAGACGACGAAAAGAGGACGAGCGAUGAAGCGAAAGACACCCAGCAUAAGUCUCUGCUUCAAGACUUAACCGCGCAGCGACGAAAACUUGAAGAAAGUAUUGACCUCAACAGGGGGUGCUGGAUGGCUGACCACCAGCAAUGCAGCACAGCUGGAGGGAUUCCUGAGGGCGCUGAUGAAGAGUCAUCAAACAAAAGCCCGAAAUACGACGAGAGCGAGACCGCUGCUGCCAAAUGUGACAGCCAGAGGGACGGAAAACCACAGAAUAGUACGGUAACAGAAGACAUCGCCGUAUUAGCUUUUCUCCACGGACCGGGAGAAUCCACAAACGGAGCGCCGCCAACUGUGGCGGAGGGGGAAGUCUCCGCUCCCUACAGCGCAGCAACGUACCAAGAAGAGGCCCUGCAGCCUGAAGACCAACAGUUCAUGGACGCUCUGCUGCGCCUGCAUAACACGAAGGCAUUCAGCAACGGAGGACUGAAGCACGGGAUGUGCUGCUGCCGAACUUGCCUGCGCUCGGAUGCCCGCAGGGGCGAGAUCCAAACCGUAAGCCUGCAGAGUGAGCCUGGAUCCCUACACGUAAAGCAGCGAUACGCGUUUGCCUCGAUAGAGACACUCAGAUGCGCACACGCCUUCUCCGCGCCCCCGAAAGCUAAUUUGGUAGCUGUCUGA